AUGGCCAAACAUCAUCCAGAUUUGAUUUUUUGCCGCAAACAGCCAGGUGUCGCUAUUGGGAGAUUGUGCGAUAAAUGUAAGUUAAAACCUCUUUUUCAGGUUUAUUUUUGUUUCAAAAUUCAAUAUAAAUUGUCUUUGCUGAUAUGCACAACUCAUAACUCACGAUUCGAUUAGAUUUUCAUUAAAAUAUUGACGUUUCAGGUGAUGGAAGAUGUGUAAUAUGUGAUUCAUACGUGAGACCGGCUACAUUAGUUCGAAUUUGUGAUGAAUGCAAUUAUGGAUCUUACCAAGUAAUCUUUAGCCUUUUUUGUUUAUAAUUUAGAUGUUUAUAUAAAAGUAAUGUGUGGAGGUAGAUAAUUUAAAAAUUGGAUAUCAAAAAAUAUGGUUUUGUCAUAACUUUCUCAUAACAACAGUUAAAUCUUUAAAUUUACUGUGGUUAUAGUUUUUUUGGUUUGUCAAUUAACGUAGAAAUAUCACUUACAAUUUUACAUUGUUCUUUUACAUAACAACAGUUAAAUCUUUAAAUUUACUGUGGUUAUAGUUUUUUUGGUUUGUCAAUUAACGUAGAAAUAUCACUUACAAUUUUACAUUGUUCUUUUAGUAAUUGUAGACUUACUGAAAUUCUAUUUUUGGAAAGUUUUUCUUUGAAAAGCAUUGAUAAUGUUUGGAACAACGAGUUUUCAUAAUACACAUUGUUAUUACAGCUGAUUAUUUUAAUUUUUUUAUGUUUCAGGGCAGAUGUUUGAUUUGCGGAGGCCAUGGCGUUAGUGACGCUUAUUAUUGCAAGGAAUGCACGUUGAUGGAGAAGGACCGAGAUGGAUGUCCGAAGAUUGUGAACUUGGGAUCCGCGAAGACUGACCUCUUCUAUGAACGGAAAAAGUAUGGUUUUAAGAAAACGUGA
Molecule: messenger RNA, 901 nt
Organism: Bursaphelenchus okinawaensis
Lineage: Eukaryota; Metazoa; Nematoda; Chromadorea; Rhabditida; Aphelenchoididae
Source: the annotation of a GenBank genome assembly